UUUAAUUAUGUUUUAUGCCCAAUUUGUCUUAUCCAAAAAAGGCCCGCUUGCAAAAAUAUGGCUAGCAGCACAUUGGGAAAAGAAACUUUCAAAAACUCAAAUUUAUGAGACAAAUGUGCAGGAUGCUGUUGCAGAAAUUAUUCAACCAAAGGUCAAACUUUCUUUGCGAACUACUGGACAUUUACUUCUUGGAAUUGUCAGAAUUUAUUCUCGCAAGGCCAAAUAUGUUUUGGCUGAUUGUAACGAAGCUUUUAUUAAACUUAAAAUGACUUUUAAACAUGGAAGUACUUGUGACCUUGCUCUUCGUGACAGAGAAGACAGAAUGGGGAGUACUGACAUUCCUGAAGUGAUUACUGAUUUUUAUGACAAUCUUCCGGAAAUUAAUGAUUUUGAUCUUGGCCCGCUCGGCGAAUUUCAAGCAAAUCAGAGCCGAAUUGAUGAUAUUACACUUCGAGAAGAACGACCAAAUGCUUACAACAAAGGCCUUGAUUUCGUUGCGACAACAGAUGGAGAAGGGUUUGACGAUUUUGGAGAGAAAGAUAGACGAGCUCGCUCUCGAAGUAUUUUUGAAGAAAUGGAAGAAGAAAUGGAACAACAACGAAGGGAAUCUCGCAAUUCUGUGGCAGCACCAGGAGAAAGUUUUUUGAUUCCUCGAGAUCAAAGUCUUCUUAGAGAAGAUGGACCGCCACAAAAGGACAAGGAAGGAUUCGAACUUUUUAAUAGCGAUUUGAAUGAUUUUGGGACUGCUGAAGAUUUGGAUUUGUUUUUUAAUGCUUCGGAUUUGGGAAGAGAAUUAGAACUCAAUAACCAAGCGGCCGCCACUCCAAUGGCGCCAGGAGACGAUAUAGAAGACCAGCCGAUGGAUGUUGGAGAAAUGCAGCAAGUCCCCAACAAUGAAUUAAGUUUUCAAUUGGAACCAAUUGAGCAGCAGCCACAUCACGAAAGAAUGCGACAUAAACGAAAGCGCAAAUUAAUUAUUGAUGAACAAAAAAGUUUAACGGGAGAAGAAAUGAAAGCUAAUAUGGCAGAUUAUAGUGACACCCUCCAACCGCUUGAUUUGGCACCACCAACAAAACAAUUAAUGCGUCUUCGCGAAAAUUGUCAACUAGAAAAGAUUUUAAUGAUGCCGGCUAAUGCAGAAUGGAUUUUAGAUCCUGAAAUUAUUCGCAUAUACCAAUCACGUUUGGAACUCCACGCGGCUGAUCCCUAUGAUAUUGCUGAAAGCGAUUUGCGUCUCGAUUUGGAAUUGUCUGACACAAUUGUUGAGGAAGAAAUUGCUCGAGAUCGUCCUGAAAGUGCACCUGUUGAAGCCAACGAAAAUUUAGUUCCAGAACCAGAAAUGGAGGUGUCACAGGAAGUUCCAACAGUCCCAGAAACUUUAACUUCCCCACCACCUGUGGAAAAGAAAUCGGAAAAGAGACGCGCUCGUGUUGAUAAAGAUGAAGAGGAAGUUGAAGAGGAGGAAUUAUUUACUCGCAGAACGAAAAAUGUUUUACAGGCGAUUGCAACUAAAAUACGUUCAAACAGCGAGAAUAAGAUAACAUUCGACGACUUAUUAACAAAAGGGUCAACACGUAGGACAGCCGCGCAGAAAUUCUAUGCUCUUUUGGAACUUAAAAAAUGGCAAGCAAUAGAGAUUGAACAGGAAGAGCCUUAUGGACCAAUAGAAAUCUCAUCGGGACCUCGACUACAAGAAACAAUGAAAUUCCCAGUCUGAGUCCUUAUAAAUUAAUUUGUUCUUAAGGUUUUUCUUAAGUAUUUUGUUCUUAAAUAUCCGAUACUCCUUACUUAUUUUAAGCUUAAUUUUCUGUAUUUUUACUUAAAAAAUAAAUGUAAAUUAACUAUAAUUUUUAUA
This is a messenger RNA of Meloidogyne enterolobii, 1855 nucleotides long. The record is from the annotation of a GenBank genome assembly. NCBI's taxonomy places the organism in Eukaryota, Metazoa, Nematoda, Chromadorea, Rhabditida, Meloidogynidae.